CCGCCGCCGCCAGCAGACAAAGGCCCAGCCUCCCGCCGCCUGUCCCGCGGCUCCGGGCCCGCGCCGCCAUGGGCGGCCCCGCGGAGCCAUGAGGCGCGCGCCGCGGCCGGAUCGGCGAGCAGCAUGGCCGGGCCCGGGCCGGGGCCGGGGCCGGGGCCCGGGGCGGGCCGGCGGGGCAUGCUGAAGCGCAAGCCCAACUUCACGCUGCAGGAGAUCGACAUCCUGAUGAGCGAGGUGCUCAAGUACGAGCAGCUGCUCUUCGGCGCCAGCUCCACCAACGUCAACGCCUACGAGAAGCAGAAGAUCUGGUGGCGCAUCACCAACAAGAUCAACGCGGCCGGCCGCAACCAGCGCGACAUCGGCGAGGUGAAGAACCGCUGGCGAGGCCUGCGCCGCCGCGCCAACGACAAGAUCACCCGGCACCGCCAGGAGCGCCAGGCGCCGCCCGAGCGCCCCUUCCCGCGCGGGCCCGACCCGCCCAGCGAGCCCGAGCUGGGCCCCGACUGGUGCCUGCACGGCGUGUGCCCGCUCGACGCGCCGCUCGUCACCGUGGAGGUGGUGGCCCCGCACGGUGUGAAGGAAGAGUCGGUGAAGGAAGAGCCCGUGGAGGUAAAGACAGAACCGUUCCAUGCCCCUCCGUCUGAGGCCAUCCAUCAGCGGGUGACCGCAGGAGCAGAGAGGAGGCUCCCCAGGAGCUCUGGCCACGUGCCGAGUGACCCAUGCGAAGGUUGGAGCCGGAGCCCGCAGAACCCCUCACAACCUGAACUUGCCAUCAGUGAGGUGGGGGGGCAGCAGGAGCCACUGGGCACGGAUUUCACGAGUAUUAUCUUUGACCAAGAGGCAGAGCACCUGAAUAAUUGUAACGUGGGUGAGCCCGUGACCCCCGGAACUGUGUCGCUGCAGGAGGGGGGGCCUGAGAGCAGCCAUCUCAGCCAAGCAGAGAAGCGGAUCAUCCAGUCCAAUGAGCAGCUGGUGCAGGAAAUGCGAGCCUUCCGCAGGGAGUAUGCGGAGAGCCGCAGGGAAACCGCCUCCAUCCUGCGCAUCAUUGCUGAGGCCCUCAGUGGUGUCAGCAGCAGCCUCUCUGAGAUCCGAGAUCUCUACCUCCGAGAGCAGGUGACCCCCAAGCAGUGAGGGGCCACAGGGCCUGGUUGUAACGCAGCUGGCUGUGUGGGGGAGGACUGUGACUUGUUGGGGAGGGAAACCCUGAAAGGGGUGGCCUGGAGCAGAGACAUAAGAGACCCGCUCAGUUGAUGGGAGAGAGAUUUUGGUUUGGGGACUGGUUUCUCCCCCAAGUUGCUCCUAUUUUUUUUUUUUUUUAAACCCUGCCCUGCCCUUUCUCCACUUCAAUAAAACUCUAAACUGGC
Messenger RNA from Alligator mississippiensis (American alligator), 1364 nucleotides. RefSeq names its product myb-related transcription factor, partner of profilin. The transcript has 2 exons. The record is from RefSeq and is a predicted model, not a curated record. Gene Ontology annotation, cellular component: nucleus. Bases 124 to 1131 code for a protein of 335 amino acids. Lineage: Eukaryota; Metazoa; Chordata; Crocodylia; Alligatoridae.